This is a messenger RNA of Suncus etruscus (white-toothed pygmy shrew), 1868 nucleotides long. RefSeq names its product RAB18, member RAS oncogene family (gene RAB18). The transcript has 7 exons. The coding region runs from base 31 to 750 and encodes 239 amino acids. Lineage: Eukaryota; Metazoa; Chordata; Mammalia; Eulipotyphla; Soricidae. Gene Ontology annotation, molecular function: GTPase activity; GTP binding. The record is from RefSeq and is a predicted model, not a curated record.
GGUGGCAGCGGCGGCUGCGACGCGCUGCGCAUGCGCGGGUCGCCGAGUCUGGGGUUAAGGGUCGAGGCAAGCCACAGCGGGGCGGCCAGCUGGGCGGCGGCGAGCGGAGCGGAGCGGAGCGGGGUCAGGAUGGACGAGGACGUGUUGACCACCCUCAAGAUCCUCAUCAUCGGCGAGAGUGGCGUGGGGAAGUCGAGCUUGCUCUUGAGGUUCACAGAUGAUACUUUUGAUCCAGAACUUGCCGCAACAAUAGGUGUUGACUUUAAAGUGAAAACAAUCUCAGUGGAUGGAAAUAAGGCAAAACUUGCAAUAUGGGAUACAGCUGGUCAAGAGAGAUUCAGAACAUUAACUCCCAGCUAUUACAGAGGUGCACAGGGUGUAAUAUUAGUUUAUGAUGUCACAAGAAGAGAUACUUUUGUUAAACUGGAUAAUUGGUUAAAUGAAUUGGAAACAUACUGCACGAGAAAUGACAUAGUAAACAUGCUAGUUGGAAAUAAAAUUGAUAAGGAAAAUCGUGAAGUCGAUAGAAAUGAAGGCCUGAAAUUUGCCCGAAAACAUUCCAUGUUGUUUAUAGAGGCCAGUGCAAAAACUUGUGAUGGUGUACAGUGUGCCUUUGAAGAACUUGUUGAAAAGAUCAUUCAGACACCUGGACUGUGGGAAAGUGAGAACCAGAAUAAAGGAGUCAAGUUGUCACAUAGGGAAGAAGCCCAUGGAGGAGGAGCUUGUGGUGGUUAUUGCUCUGUCUUAUAAACUCUGGGAAACUCCAUCUCUUGCAUAUUUGAUCAGAUAGUGACAUCUUUCUGUAUAUAAACUCUUCAACUGCUAUUUUAGGGACCUUGCAGUUUGCACAUAUUUGUUUUGUAUCAUGGCAGUAAAUAUUUGCAAGAAAUCCCACUCACCUGCUUUCCCAGGUAAAUGUUAUGUUUAUGGUAAGCAUGCAAUUUGUAGUCUUUUUUUUUUUUUUUUUUGGUAACAUAAAAUAGAUGUACCUUUAUCAGUACAUUUGAUUUUAUGAUUUACAUUUAUCAUGUGAUUGAAAAAAUCCACCUAUCUAGUGUAUGUUGAUACCAAGUUUUCUUUUGGUCUCCUUUUCACAUAAAUACACCUAUUAAUUACUGAAUUAAUUGGUAUGUAGAAUUCCUAGAACCACUGGAAGAUAUACAGGUGCCAUCAAACCUGGCAGAUUCCAUUUCAGGUUCAACCAAGAGCAUGAUUCCACAGCUUUCUAGGAUGUUUGCUGAGAGAUUCUUUUUUUAGUACCUAAGCAAAAAUCUUUUCUCCGAAUGUAGUCCAGGCCAACUUAUAAUUUAAUCUUAUUUGUUUUGAUGAUGCUUUUAAAAAUAGUGUUGAUAUAUUAAAGAGGUUUGAUCUUUUUAACUUCAAUGAAUAUCUCUGUUGCCUAAUUGGAGUUUUAUUUCUGUGAUGUACAUUGGAUUCAUGAGCCUCUGUGCAGCAUUUUUAGUUAUGUGGUGUUAGGCAGAAUAGCAAUAAGGUUUUCCCUCAUUUUGGUUUUAGAAGGACACAGAUAGUGUGUUAUGUAACUCAUGUACUUACACUUACAACACCAACACCUUAUCUCAUAAAUGGUGUGUGUUCAAGUACCUCAACUGUAGCUUGUGUAAUGUGUACAAAUAUCUGUCUUAUGACUUCCAUAACUGAUUAGUUAAUACUCGAAAACCUAUAUCUGUGUCUUGAUAGUUGGGGAAAGAAGAACACUAAAAUAACAAUUUGAGAGAGGCAUAUUGCCUCCUGAGUUUGAUGUGUGUGGGAAAAUAUUAUUGCAAUGAAAGUCUUGGUAAUUUACUGUAGCAAGUAGCCAGUAGUUUAUCAAAACCAAAUUGUAUAUACUAAUAAAUCUUUUUCCACAA